Anisakis simplex (herring worm) is the source of this 489-nucleotide messenger RNA. NCBI's taxonomy places the organism in Eukaryota, Metazoa, Nematoda, Chromadorea, Rhabditida, Anisakidae. The record is from the annotation of a GenBank genome assembly.
AUGUCAGCAAAAAGUGCGGCUGGUGAUGUACGCAUUAAAACAAAAACUGGCGAAACGUUCAUCGCUGCGUCACAACGUCCGGAUGGCACAUGGCGCAAGGCGAGACGUGUCAAAGACGGGUACGUUCCACAAGAGGAACAACCACGUUACGAAAGCCCGGCCACGCAGACCAGUCGUGAUGCGAAGUAUCCGGUUGGAUACGCACCUAUUCAGCCGUCUGCCAAGACUACUGCUGCUCCUGCAAAGACCAAAUCAACGAAACCAACAGUUGCGUUCGAAAAACCAAAUGCGCCCAUAACGCCUCGAGAUCACUUGCAAAAGAAAGUGAAUAAUUUGGGCCGUAAAUUGCGUGAUAUCGAUGUUCUUGAGAAAAAAAUAUCGAGUGGCGAGUUGUCGAAUCCAGAAAAGACUCAAUUAGAGAAGAUAGCACGGAAAGGUGAUAUCGAAGAGGAAAUGCAAAAGUUGAUUUCCGAAUUGGAACAAUUGUAA